This is a messenger RNA of Cannabis sativa, 1072 nucleotides long. Its product is annotated as transcriptional regulator SUPERMAN-like. The transcript has a single exon. The record is from RefSeq and is a predicted model, not a curated record. Bases 294 to 926 code for a protein of 210 amino acids. NCBI's taxonomy places the organism in Eukaryota, Viridiplantae, Streptophyta, Magnoliopsida, Rosales, Cannabaceae.
GGAGAAUUAAAGCCGGCUAAACGAAAGAGUCUGUCUACAUAAUCCAAAACUAAUUAAUUGUUUAUAAUAUACUUACAACUAUUCACUACAUGCCACAAUUGUUAUAUUCAUAUAUGUCUUGUAUACAAUUGUCUAUAUAUUAACUCAUUCAUAUACCUUUCUAAACUUCCCUCUUAAAACCCUAAUAAUUUAAUCUCUCCAUCUCUCUCUGUGAAAAUUGAAGAGUCAAAGUUUAUUCAAAAAAUCUUGAGAUCAUAUAUAUCAUCGGAAGUAGUACUACAUAUAACUUUAUUAUGGAACCUAAUAAACAAGGUUCGGAUACAACGACAUCAAGUGAAGAAAACGACAACAGCGGAGUGGUCAGCCGAUCAGUGGAUGAAUCCGGCAGCGGCGGCGGUGGCGGCAAGCGGAGCUACGAGUGCACGUAUUGCAAGCGUGGUUUCACGAACGCUCAAGCCCUAGGUGGACAUAUGAAUAUCCAUCGUAAAGACCGAGCCAAAGCCAAGCAGCAAAACCCUACUUUUACAACUACUUGUUCUAAUAAUUACCAAGCUGAAAUGGGGUUGGCGGGUAAUUCUCCCUUUACGACGACGUUUUCAGCCAACAGAUCAGCUGCGGCUUGGACGAGUAGUAGUACUCAUCCGCAGCAGCCACCUUCUCAUCAUCAUGGUAUGUAUUAUCAGCCAAGUCAUGAUAUAUAUGGUGGUCCUGUUAAUUAUGGUCAUUAUAACAUUAAUCAUGAGUUUGGUUUGAGGGGUAUUAAUGGUCAUGAUCCCUCUAAUUUGGGUUUGAAUCAUGAAGAUGAUCUUGGAAAUUUGAGCCUAAGGAUGAAUUCUGGUUCAUCCUAUUUGGAAGAUGAUCAGAGGAGUACUAGCUGUGAAGAUGAUGUUGAUUUGGAACUUCGACUUGGCCAUCGCCACGAUUAGUAAUCAUGCAUCCAUUGAUACACAGUAUGUUUCUUCAAUUAUUAUUAUAUAUUAACCUAAUUAAAUGCUUAUUAACUUUAUUAUAAUUUUAAUAUGUUAUUUGUUUCUAUUUAUUUUAAUUAUUAAGAAGAGAGUACUCGAGUUAU